UCAGCCUCAGUACAAGAUGAAUUUCAAUCUCCGACAGCGUGUCGUGCCCACUUUGAUCCAUCCAAAAACACUCGACAGCGUCAAGUCCAAGUGCAAUACGUGGCCAACUGUGUAUGAUUUCAAGACGUAAGUUCAAUUGGAUCUAUGUGGGUCUUUGGACAUUACGGAUAUGCUUUGCGCUUCUUGGAACUGGGUACAUUCACCCGGAUGAACAUAUGCAAAAUGGAGAAGUGACCUCUGGCGAUCUCAUGCCUUACCAUACCAUCCGUACUUGGGAAUGGUCCACUGCACUCCCCGUCCGCUCCAUAGUGCCAGCAUUCGCGACAACUGGAAUUCCCCUCUGGUUUGCCAAGUUCUUCAUCGAAAAACACUUGACACAGGGAGUCCAUCCAAUACUACUCUUUCGACUAGAACGGUCCGCCUUCUUGGUUAUAUCUGGGUUGAUCGAUUACAGCUUGGUUCGACCCUUCUCGAAUUCUAUCGAGGCUGUCCUUGUUGCUUUGAGCCUUUUGUUCUUGCGUAAGAUAAGCCGGGUCACGAUGCUGCACAAGAGUUAUUAUCUCCAUCUACUAGCCAUAACCUUCGUGGCUGGUAUAUUCACUCGCCCAACCUUUUUGAUAUUCGGGGCACCCAUCGCAUAUCAAGUCGCACUUGUAACACUUACACAUGCCAGAACUGCAAUCAGGUGGCUACGGCUUGUUGUCCCGCCGUUAUUCACUGCAGUAGGGGUAUGUGCCGCAUUUUUGGUGGCAGACACCCUCUAUUUUCGGGGCACCCCUAACGGUCUCGUGGUGACACCUUUUAAUUUUCUCAUGUAUAAUUUCGCAUCCCAAAAUCUAGCCGAACAUGGACUUCAUCCACGUUGGCUCCACGUUUUCGUGAACCUUCCGAUGCUAUUCGGCCCCUGGGUCACUUGGCUAGUAGUGCGCGUGAUUGUGGACAGCGCGAUAUUGUCUAAUGAGAGAAAUGGGAAAUCAUUUGAAGUUGAUGUCCUUCGUUCGACGAUCAUACAAAUGAUCAUUUUGUCAUUGACAGUCCUUUCUCUGCAACCUCACCAAGAACCUCGUUUCUUGGUGCCUCUUUUACUGCCUAUUAUUGUCUUGGUAGCAAACACUGGACGAUUGGCCCAUGUUGGCAAGGCGUUCUGGGUAUCCUGCUCCAUUUUCAACUUUGUGCUCGCGGUUCUAUUUGGUAUUCUACAUCAAGGAGGCGUAGUACCUUCCUUAUUCCACCUCCAUUCCUUGGUUGCUGAUCCUUCCCUUGGUACGCGGACAAACAUAAUCUACUGGAAGACGUACAUGCCACCGCUCCACCUGCUUGGCGUUAACGACCGAGAUGUUGUAACUGGCUCAGUUUCUUUCAUUGAUCUCGCGGGGGCGUCCCGAGAUGACUUCGCUGCGUCCCUCGAUACUGGUAAUUAUGACAGAACAUUUGUUGUGACCCCCGUAGCCAUGCGAUACACGCUACCCCCUACAAUCACGAGCUGUAUGGAACUAAACCGGACCAUUUUUCCACAUCUCGAUCUUGACCACAUUUCGGAGAGCAUGGAUAUAGGCGUACUUGAUGGCCUUCGUUUAGGGGUGUACACCUUGUCACGUAACUGUAUCUUUGUUUGAAUUAUCGACAGACUUCAGCGAAUUAAUGGAGCAGUAAUGCCGCAAGAGCUAGCCGUUAGUCUCCACCUCUUAUAACCACUCAGCAC
This is a messenger RNA of Suillus bovinus, 1702 nucleotides long. Its product is annotated as glycosyltransferase family 22 protein. Gene Ontology annotation, biological process: GPI anchor biosynthetic process. NCBI's taxonomy places the organism in Eukaryota, Fungi, Basidiomycota, Agaricomycetes, Boletales, Suillaceae. The record is from RefSeq and is a predicted model, not a curated record. Gene Ontology annotation, cellular component: endoplasmic reticulum membrane. The transcript is spliced from 10 exons. The coding region runs from base 114 to 1616 and encodes 500 amino acids. Gene Ontology annotation, molecular function: alpha-1,2-mannosyltransferase activity.